Spea bombifrons (plains spadefoot toad) is the source of this 2439-nucleotide messenger RNA. It is a transcript of the gene SOX1, whose product is annotated as SRY-box transcription factor 1. Gene Ontology annotation, biological process: cell differentiation; regulation of DNA-templated transcription; anatomical structure morphogenesis. The transcript has a single exon. The record is from RefSeq and is a predicted model, not a curated record. Gene Ontology annotation, molecular function: DNA-binding transcription factor activity, RNA polymerase II-specific; RNA polymerase II cis-regulatory region sequence-specific DNA binding. The coding region runs from base 763 to 1986 and encodes 407 amino acids. Lineage: Eukaryota; Metazoa; Chordata; Amphibia; Anura; Pelobatidae.
CUGCCUCAGGCGAGGAGAGAAACAAGAAGACAAAACCACGUCCUGUAUCAACGACUCGCUGCACUCAUCGCUGCACUCAUCGCUCCAAGCGCUCUCACCCAGCGGCACUUCCGCUCCCCUCUCUCUCUGGGACUUUCAUCCUCUCCGUUGUUCUGCACUUUUUGCGAACUCUUUUCUUUUGUUUGUAAUUCGAUUUAAUUGUCAGAUCGUUUCCUUAAUCCACGCGUGUGUGUUUUUUCCCUUCUGGGGGUGACUGAAGACUCACUGCAUGCACUUGUUGUUGUGGAUGGUCCAGCAGCAGAUGUUUUAUCUUCAUCCGCAUUCCAGCUGCUUAUCCAAACGAAGUGUUCUUCAGGUGGAUGUGGAUUGGAAGAAAGAGACUGAUCCUGAGAAGAAAGUGAGAGGAAAGUGGAUAUUUACUGGUACUGAGAAGGCACAAACAGCAUUGUCCUGCAGAUAAACCUAGGAAAGAGACCACAAGUCACUUGGAGAAAGAAGUUGCAUUGCACCUGUUGGAGCAACAAGGAGAGUAGAAGUUCCACCUGACUGUCCUCCAUCUCCAGCUCUGACUCCCUGCCAGAUCUCAUGCCCCUGGGCAAUCACCCGUCAUUACAGUAAAAAGUUCAGCCCUCCCUACCCAGGGAACUUGAAGGAUCAGAGGGAAAGCCUCCAUCCAAAGUAAACAAGAAGAACAAAAAGGUGCACGCAACCUGCACUCCAAGUACACCAGUUGGAUAAACAGGACUCCACAAAGCUUUGUGAAUGUACAGUAUGAUGAUGGAAACGGACUUACACUCCCCCGGGGUACAGCCCCCUAGCAACACAGGGCAAACCGGGGGAGGAGGGGGGAAUAAGGCCAACCAAGACCGGGUGAAGAGGCCUAUGAACGCUUUCAUGGUAUGGUCCAGGGGACAGAGGAGGAAGAUGGCGCAGGAGAACCCCAAGAUGCACAACUCGGAGAUCAGCAAGAGGCUGGGGGCAGAGUGGAAAGUAAUGUCCGAAGCCGAGAAGAGACCGUUCAUUGAUGAGGCCAAGAGGCUGCGAGCCCUGCACAUGAAGGAGCACCCGGAUUACAAGUACCGGCCACGGCGGAAGACCAAGACCCUUCUCAAGAAAGACAAGUAUUCUCUGGCUGGGGGGCUGUUGCAUACAGCUGGUGGGGGGCACAUGGGGGUCGGCCUGAGCCCAGGUGGUGGAGGUGGUGGUGGAGGAGGAGGGGGAGCAGGUGGCGUGGUGGUGCAGCGCUUGGAGAGCCCUGGGUCAGGGGGAGCAGCCGGGGCUGGAGGAUACUCUCACAUGAACGGAUGGGCUAACGGGGCAUACCCCGGAUCGGUGGCCGCGGCGGCUGCGGCUGCCAUGAUGCAGGAGGCUCAGCUUGCUUACAGCCAGCAGCAACAACAGCACCCGGGCAGCGGGGGGCAUCACCCGCACCACCACCCGCACCACCCUCAUCAUCACCCGCACCAUCAUCCUCACCACAAUCCUCCUCAUCCGCCACCUCCUCCACCGCAGCCCAUGCAUCGCUACGAUAUGAGCGCCUUGCAAUACAGCCCCCUGCCCGGUGCACAGAGUUACAUGAGUGCAUCGCCUUCCAGCUACGGUGCACUUGGCUACAGCUCCAGCCAGCAGCAGCAUCAGGGCUCCCCAUCGUCGGCUGCCGUCGCAGCGGCUGCUGCAGCUGCGGCAGCGGCGGCUGCCUCAUCGGGGGCCCUAGGGGCCCUGGGAUCCUUGGUAAAAUCAGAGCCCAGCGUCAGCCCUCCAGUAAGCGGUGGAGGGUCACACAGCCGGCCGCCCUGCCCCGGAGACCUGCGGGAGAUGAUCAGCAUGUACUUACCCAGUGGGGGGGAGGCCGGGGAUCCUGCGGCUGCAGCGGCAGCAGCUGCAGCAGCUGCAGCGGCGGCAACCAGCAGACUACACAGCCUCCCCCAGCAUUAUCAGGGAGCUGGCACAGGGGUGAACGGUACUGUACCACUAACACACAUCUGACAAGCCAAGGGCACCUGGACACAAACACACCCCAGAAAUCCCUAAUUCUCGCAGAGAGACUUAGAGACCCCCCAAAAAACUGCCCUAAUAAUAUACCUGGAACAGAGCAAAUUCAUUAUGUACUUUUUUUUGGUUGCCAGAACUCUUUUUGUUUUGUACAGAGAUGUUUUGAUGUUCCCUCAACAACAACAACAAAAAAAAACAACCAAAAAAAUUAAAAACAAGGAAAAAUGAAGGUAAAACUUUGUUUCGUUAUUCUUUUUAGAAGAUUAACGCGAACUUGUUUUAGAAGGGAGGAAAUUCGUAUUUAAUGAAGAUUUUUUCUGUACAGUAUUUAUGAGUUCUUCAUAAAGGAUUUAGAUUUUGUACUCAAUUGAUAUGCCAACUCAUAAUGUGUUUUUUUUUCUUAUGAGAACUUUGCAGAUUUUACUUGGGUAAAUUUUCUGACCCCAA